CUCUCUCUACCUACCUAUAUUGUGUAUGUAUGUAUAAAGAGAAAAUAUGUAUCGUUCUUAACGCAGAUUCACCUGUAUAUGUUAUUACAUGAACUAUUUUCCUUUGGAAGACUCGGAUCUUUGCGGGUACACAUACAAAGCAUAACAUAUCUAUCACCAAUUAACCAUUGAUUGAAUUUGGACAAUGUCCGGUGGUGGAUCAUUCAUACGGAUUACGCUUGUAAUAUUCAAGUUGUUGCUUGUGUUCGUCAGCUGUCAGCAACAACAACAGCAACAACUUAAAGCAACUUUGCAGCAAGGAACCAAACAACAGAUACUUCCUGCUGGCAACCAUGAUAAUGUCCUUGUGGUUUCAACACUUAGUGGUUCCUUAUAUGCCCAAGUACCAAAUACUGGGAAAAUUCUCUGGAUUCUUAAAGAAGAUCCUGUGCUGAAAAUGCCCAUUGAUUUUUCAUCAAAGGCUCCCAGUUACUUUCUACCAGAUCCCACCGAUGGAACUCUUUAUGCUGUUACCAAAGACAUUGUGGGUAUCAAGAGGCUCCCAUUUACCAUUCCAGAACUUGUGUCGACAGCUCCUUGUAAAAGUAGUGAUGGAAUGCUUUAUUCUGGUUCCAAAAAAGAUGUCUGGAUUGCUGUGGAUCCAAAGACUGGCAGCAAACUUUAUACACUUAAAAUGGAUGGGACGGAGAACGUGUGUCCUUCUACAAAUGAAAAUAUCAUUUUCAUUGGCCGUACAGAAUAUACUGUCUCCAUGUUUGAUGUGCAGAAUGGAAUGAGGAGGUGGAAUGCUACGUUUAUGGACUAUUCUUCACACAUAGCACAAGAUUCUGAUUAUGAUCUACGUCACUUUUCGGGCAGUUCCAAAGGCCUGGCUGUUACGUUAGAUGGCAAAACAGGAGAAAUUCUUUGGUAUAAAAAUUACGACUCUCCAGUUGUGGCCAUGUACAGCCUAGGACAGGAAGGUCUUCGGAAAGUUCCAUUCACCAGCUUUGCUCCUGAAACCUUGGACCACUUGACCGGUCAGUUGUCUGAUACUCUGUGGAAGGAUAGAUUUCUUGACCAUGGAAAACAGCAAGAAUUUUUCCGUACUCUCUAUGUGGGCGAGUACGAACAUGUCCUCUAUGCCUUGGACUCUUAUGUUGAUGAAAAUACAGUGACAGUUUCACCCAAGAACAAGGUCCGCUUAAUCGAAGGCCCAUCUAUGUUUAAUCUAGAGAACCAAACAAAAGCCAACCUCUCUGAACCCGGCCCCAACUACCAACAUGAUUCUGCUUUAUUCAUCAUAGGUUACCACGAAGUACCAGAAUUGGCGUUGCGACGUAUAUCCCACGCCUACCAAAUUACUGGCGAGAAUCGUCUGCCUUCUCACACAAAAGACAACAUACACAAAAGUUCCUUGAAGAAGGCCAACAACAAGGAAAUAAAAGAUAAUUCCAGUGAUUCACCGUUGUCAAAUAACGACCUCGACGGGACGAAAAUCCUAAUCACUCUGCUCCUUGUGCUUUUCGGAGUUGCUGUCUUGAUUGUUUUUUACAUACCAUGGCAAACAGCCCAGUUACUUCGGAAGUUCCUACUUCAGCAUGCCAAUCAGAGUUCAGACACAUCACUACAGAAGUUAUUACUUCAGCAAACUAACCAGGUCCAAGAGGUUUCCAGAGAUUCCAGUGACUCAACUGACAGAACAAUCCAACAGCUAACCCCUUUGUUAAAUCAGUCUGAAAACGCAAGUGAAUCUUUACCAGACGGUGCAGUCAGAGUUGGCAAGAUUCUGUUUUACCCACGAGACAUUCUCGGACAUGGAUCAGAAGGCACAAUUGUCUUCAAGGGUUUAUUUGAUAGUCGAGAUGUUGCUGUGAAGCGUCUGUUGCCAGAAUGCUUCAGCCUGGCUGACCGUGAGGUUGAGUUGCUGAGAGAAUCUGACCAACAUCCAAAUGUUGUUAGAUACUUCUGUACGGAAGCUGAUUCCCAGUUUCGGUACAUAGCUUUGCAAUUAGGUACAGCAACUCUAGCAGAUUAUGUUGAAGAUCGAUGUCCGUUACUGAAGGAAUUUGACCAGCGGUCUUUGUUGCAUCAAGCUAUUUCCGGUAUACAACACUUGCACUCACUGGACAUUGUUCACAGAGAUAUCAAACCCCAGAAUGUUCUUCUUUCAAUAUCCGGUGUCCAGAAUGAGCCAAGAGCUAUGAUUUCUGACUUUGGUUUGUGCAAGAAGUUAACUGCUGGCCAAGGUUCUCUCUCACAUCGGCCUGGAGUGACCGGUACUGAUGGAUGGAUUGCACCGGAAGUCAUUGCUUGUUCUGGCAGCCAGAAAAUAACGUGUGCUGUCGACAUAUUUUCCGCUGGUUGUGUAAUAUACUAUGUAGUGACCAAAGGUCAACAUCUGUUUGGUGACAGUCUACAAAGACAAGCUAACAUUAUGGCAGGACAUUUUAAUUUAAGCUGUCUUGCUGAUGAAAGUUAUUUUAUGUGCCGCAGCUUAGUCCAACAAAUGAUUUCUUUUAACCCCCGUGACCGACCAACUUCGAAAAGUGUACUUAAACAUCCCUUUUUUUGGAACCAACUGCAACAGUUGCAAUUUUUUCAGGAUGUUAGUGAUAGAAUAGAAAAAGAGAAAGCAGAGACCUGUGAAAUUAUCCAGAGACUAGAAAUUGGCAGUGAAGUUAUUAUCAAAGACAACUGGAAGCUACAUAUCACUGAAGAACUUCAAGAAGACUUGAGAAAAUUCCGUACAUAUAAUGGCGCAUUGGUGAAAGAUUUAAUCCGAGCAAUGAGAAAUAAGAGAAAUCAUUAUAAAGAACUUCCAGAAGCAGUCCAAAAGUCUUUAGGUUCAUUCCCUUCAGAGUUUAUUGAAUAUUUCACAUCCAGAUUUCCUCGUCUUUUAUUACAUACUUACAAAGCAGCAGUCUGUUGUUCAAAUGAAAAUACAUUGUCUCAAUAUUACGAUACUUAAGACAAAACGCACACACAUACAUACACACACACACACACAACACAUAUACAUAUUUAUCAUUUAAAAUUCUGUGAUCUCAUAUAUUCAAAACUAUAACAAACAUUUAUAAAACAUGUUAUAUACAGUCUCUUUAAUAUACAUAUGAUAUAUGUAUGUAUAAUCAUUUAAAAAAAAAAAACAGAAAAAGGAAGAAGUUUUUGUAUCAAAACAUUCUUUCUUUACAUUUUAAAAUUUCUAAAUAUUUUUAUCAUGGGAGGGAGGUAUGACAUGUUAGUCAGGUUUUUAACCAAAUGUUCGCAAUUGUACAUAUAAUAAUAAUAAUAAUACACUAUGAAUGGCUACAUUCCUAAACAGAACUUCAAAUAUGAAUAUAUAUAUAUAUAUAUAUAUAUCAAGAACAAUCUUACUUAGAAAUGGAUGCGUGCGUUCCGUCAUAUAAUA
Octopus sinensis (East Asian common octopus) is the source of this 3391-nucleotide messenger RNA. RefSeq names its product serine/threonine-protein kinase/endoribonuclease IRE1. The transcript has 24 exons. The record is from RefSeq and is a predicted model, not a curated record. Gene Ontology annotation, cellular component: IRE1-TRAF2-ASK1 complex. Gene Ontology annotation, molecular function: ATP binding; protein serine/threonine kinase activity; RNA endonuclease activity. Gene Ontology annotation, biological process: mRNA processing; IRE1-mediated unfolded protein response; intrinsic apoptotic signaling pathway in response to endoplasmic reticulum stress. Bases 185 to 2950 code for a protein of 921 amino acids. Lineage: Eukaryota; Metazoa; Mollusca; Cephalopoda; Octopoda; Octopodidae.